This is a messenger RNA of Branchiostoma belcheri (Belcher's lancelet), 2465 nucleotides long. Its product is annotated as bromodomain-containing protein 8-like. The record is from RefSeq and is a predicted model, not a curated record. The transcript has 13 exons. Gene Ontology annotation, molecular function: protein binding. The coding region runs from base 56 to 1828 and encodes 590 amino acids. Gene Ontology annotation, cellular component: NuA4 histone acetyltransferase complex. Lineage: Eukaryota; Metazoa; Chordata; Leptocardii; Amphioxiformes; Branchiostomatidae.
AGGACACUUACAUCAACCUUCAGAAUUCCCAACUGGACAAAAGGGUAAAAGGCCAAUGCAUCAGAUCAGACAGCAGGCCCCGCAGCACCUACCACAUCUCCAGCUGCCAGCUGCAGCCUCCAGCUCUGCAGCUGCGCAGGAACGGCCAGCAGAUGCUGCACCUGAAACUGUUGAGGGAGAACCUCCCACUGCCCCCCUCCCAUCGCCCCUCCCCUCUCCAAACCUGCCCCCGCAACAGCAAGAUGCCGUCCAGACGCCCACCAAAACAACGUCGUACCAGAAACAGCCACCUCCGUCGCCACUUCUUUCGUCCCUCCUGAAAACGAAACACCAAGAGCUGGCGCAGCAGGGUCUGACCCAAGCCCCCCUGGAGCAUGACCAUUCUUCCGUGCCACAGCCUCUCCCCCCACUUACCAUUCCACCUACUUCCCAGCAUUCCAUGCUGGAAGGGUCAGGGGUCAUGCCAGCCCCCCUGCAGAGCCCAGCAGCUGCGGUGGGACAGAGCCAGGUGUCUCCAGCUGCUACAGCUGUGCCAAGCUCACCUUCUGCAGGGGCUCCCACCCUCUCCAGAUUACUUAAUAAGACUGCUCCUGCUGCUGCACAUCAUCAGAAAAGCAGCCAGCCUCCUUUACCCUCUCCCAACCCCCUCUCCCCCCCUCCUCAGUCGCCUUCUCAUGGGCAUCCCCAAGAGAUGGUCUCGAACCUUCAAAGCACCGCCAGCCAACCGGUGCAUGUGAUGACCAAGACACCGCCUGCCACCAGACAGCAAACCCCUGCAGUGUCCAGCCCACCACCAGCACCUGUAACAGCACAGCAGCAACCUAAAGUCAAACAGGAGCCAGUGCCUGAGCCCCAGCCGACCAGCCAAACCUCUUCCAGUGUUCCGUCUGCCACACCCACCCCCUCAACUCCUCAGAUCAAGGAAGAAGCUAGACAAGUUGUCCAGGAGGAGGUUGUCCGGGUGAAAGAAGAGCCAGUGUCCCAGAUUGAAGCCACUCCCACAGCCAAAGUGGAUGAAGUCAAGGAAACACCCAGAAGUGCGGUAAAAAGGAAGGGCCAGAGAGGUCGACCCAGAGGAUCCCGAAGGGGCACACGAUCUCGAGCAAGGCAAGAACCAGAUGAAGGUGACCGGGAAGGAGACCCAGUGGAGGGGAGUGACACAGGCGACCCUGGGAAGGAGGACACGCGGAGUGAGGUGGAGUACUCGGAGAGUGAGGAUGGCCGUCCUCAGGACAGUGAUGAUAACUCCAGCAUCAGUGCUGCAGGACCUCAUCCACUGGCAGCAUCUUUCCAGUCUGACUCUCUCCCCAGCAGCCCUGCAUCUUUCUCACAAUGUAGUGAUGAUCAGGAGACGCUGAAAGCAGAGCGGGCCUGGCGGAAGGCUAUCAUGAUGGUGUGGAGAGCUGCCGCCUCACACAAGUAUGCCAACGUAUUCCUCCACCCUGUAACAGAUGACCAGGCACCGGGAUAUCACAGCAUUGUGUUCAGGCCAAUGGAUUUGUCGACGAUCAAGAAAAACAUUGAGACUGGUUUGAUCCGCACCACAGCAGAAUUCCAGAGGGACAUCAUGCUGAUGUUCCAAAAUGCCAUCAUGUAUAACAACUCGGACCACGAUGUCUACCACAUGGCUGUGGAGAUGCAGAGGGACGUCAUGCAGCAAAUCCAGCAAUUCUUGGCCACUCAGCUCAUGGUGCAGACGGCAGACACUGGGAAGACCCAGCUGAGACUGAGAGAGACCACACGCAGACCAGAGGACCAACAGAGACGAGGGUCUUCUGAAGAGGGCGGUCCUGGGAAGAAAAGACGCAGGGCUGAUGACUUAACCUAAUGAACAUUCCCUUACUCUUACAUGUAGCUUAUCGGCCAUUUCAGGCAAGUGUGUGAUCACUUGUAGAAUGGAUCAACUUCUGUGUAUAUCAGAAUAUACUAACAUAUAGUAAGUAACACAGUGUUAUUUGCUUACAUCAAACAAUGGUGCCAGUGUGCUCAAGUAUGUUCAUCUAUCUGUAUCAGUAUAACCAGUAUAACCACCCUUCGACGCAACUCGUAUGUAAAAAAAGUACAUGGAGAAUACAACUGUAGGUGUAAUUAAGACUGGAUGAUAGUACACAGAUUUCCUAUAUCUUGAUUAGAUCCAGGAUUGUUUGGUGGCAAUUUUGAUUAGUUUAUCUUAACAUGGAUGCAUUUGUUUGGGGCCAAAAUUUUCUCAUUACUAGUAAGAUAUGUAAUGGAUAUUGGCAAAUGCUAUUACAAAAAAAUGUACAUGUACAUCAUAGUGUCACCCUUUGUCGGGUAACAUCUGCCAAACUGUUGAUUCUUGAUAUCAACAUUCUAGUUUGAUAAUAAGGUGAACUUUCAGUAUUUGUCUGUGAAAAAGAAGAAGAAGAACUGUGAAAAAGAUAUGCAGAUGAUUGAUACAGUGCAUGCAUUAUUGCCAUUAAAACUUACCUGACUGUGCUCUUUAA